AUGCUAUUACUAGUGCCCUUCCUUUUUUGUGCCUACUUCCUGCUCUACGCCUUUGCUUUCCAUAUCCCUCCAUGGUCACAUCGUUCGAGCCUUGACCAGCAGCCCCUUCAUACGCUCCCCCCUCAAGAGACAUGUGAGGCUCCUACAAAAAUCCCGCUUGACGUUUGGCUAGACAAAGAGAAGGGGAUAGCAUUCGACCGCCUGCUAGCGAACAUUGCCCCAGGAGGCCGCAACACCGCGAAUGCAGCUCCAGGCUCAGUGAUAGCGAGUCCUUCGCGGGAACAUCCAGACUAUUACUUCCAAUGGAUCCGCGACGCCGCCAUAACGAUCCAGACCCUAGUAGACACCUACGCCGACGACCCGGCAUCCGAACUGUCCUCCAAACUAGUACCUAUCCUCGACGCCUACGCCUCCCUCCAAUACCACCUCCAACGAAUCCCCAACCCCUCCGGCACCUUCGCCGACCUCUCGGGGCUAGGCGAGCCCAAAUUCCACGCCGACGGCUCCGCCUUCACAGGCUCUUGGGGAAGACCACAACGUGAUGGGCCGGCGCUUCGAGCCCUAACACUGAUGGCGUAUAUACGCGCCUACAACGCCAGCAACCCGGCGCUGUGGACCAGUAAGGGCGGCAGCGGAGCCUGGUUCCGCCCGUUCUAUGACGCCGCGAUGCCGCCGACCAGCAUUAUCAAGGCGGAUCUGGAGUACGUGAGCCACUUUUGGCGGGAACCGGGAUUUGACCUCUGGGAAGAGAUUCAGGGCCUCCACUUCUUCACUGCGAUGGUGCAGCUGCGCGCCUUGCGCGAAGGCGCUGAACUAGCCGCCGCGUUCGACGACCACGGCGCAGAGAAAUGGUACGCCGAACAAGCCACCCAGCUUGAGGCCAUGAUGCCGGAGUUUUGGGAUGCGCACAAGGGCCACCUCAUCGAAACGCUGCACAGCUCCCGCAGCGGGCUAGACUGCGGUCUCCUCCUCGGCUCCCUCCACGGCACCUCCCCUAUCACCAACACAUCGAACCUCUAUCCGCCGCACUCGGACGAGAUUCUCGUAUCGUUGCUCGCGCUCGUGCGGGACCAGCACGCGCGCUUCCCUAUCAACGCGGUGCCUACGCCGGAGGAAGGCGGCGCGGACGCACUCCGCGGUACGGGGCUGGGCCGCUACCCGGAAGACGUUUAUGAUGGGUACGGCACCACGGUGCCGAAUGGUGGGAACCCGUGGUUCUUGUGCACGACGGCGGCGGCGGAGGUGUUGUAUCGCGCGCGAACGCAUCUUGUUGAGACGGAGAGGCUUACGGUUACGGAGCGUGGUGCGCCGUUUUGGAGGGCAUUGCUUGCGGGAUCUACUUCAGCUUCUGUGGCCGCGGUGAAGUUGGAGCCGGGUAGGAUGUACACUUCUUCCGACCGCACUAGAGUCUAUGCGGCAGCGGUGACCCGGCUAGAACAAGUCGGCGACUCCUUCCUCGCAGUAGUGAAGAGGCACGCAGACGGCGUAGGCGCGCUAAGCGAGCAAUUCGACCGGCUCACUGGGUUUGAGCGCGGCGCGCGAGAUCUGACGUGGAGUUAUGGGGCGUUGUUGGGGGCGGUGAGGGCGAGAGGUUGA
Messenger RNA from Coniosporium apollinis CBS 100218, 1596 nucleotides. RefSeq lists its product as uncharacterized. Gene Ontology annotation, molecular function: glucan 1,4-alpha-glucosidase activity. Lineage: Eukaryota; Fungi; Ascomycota; Dothideomycetes. The coding region runs from base 1 to 1596 and encodes 531 amino acids. The record is from RefSeq and is a predicted model, not a curated record. The transcript has 2 exons. Gene Ontology annotation, cellular component: fungal-type vacuole. Gene Ontology annotation, biological process: polysaccharide metabolic process.